This is a messenger RNA of Penicillium nucicola, 1344 nucleotides long. RefSeq lists its product as uncharacterized. The record is from RefSeq and is a predicted model, not a curated record. The transcript has a single exon. The coding region runs from base 1 to 1344 and encodes 447 amino acids. Lineage: Eukaryota; Fungi; Ascomycota; Eurotiomycetes; Eurotiales; Aspergillaceae.
AUGGCUUCCCCUCAGACCUUGUCCGAUCCCUCUCACACGUCCCUACAUUCCGAUGCCAAGCACGAGACCGUUACGUCCAGAUCGACAGCUCCUUUACUCUCACGGAACAACACCCGCACUCUGCCUCGACACCGUCGGGCCAACACUGAAUACAUUGCCCAACCCCCACUCUUGGAAGAAGGUCUCGACACAGUAUCAGACCGCCCGCGAAACACCCCUUGGAACGACACCUUCCCCAAGAAGAAGUUCGAAGCAAGAGCCAGAGUUCUGUCAGACUGGUUCCAGGGCAAAUCAGACCUGGACUCGAGAGUCAAAAUGGGACCUAACGGUGCCUCAGAGGGCGCGGGGAUGGAUACCCGUCCAGCUUCAACAUCCAUGACACAUUCGCGAAAGAACUCGGCCCCAGUGACGAAUCGGUUUAACUUCUUCGGCCUACGGCGACAAGAAGCCAAACCUGUCUUUCCCGAACCAGCCGACGACGAGUUCCUCAACCUCGAUAUAACUGCUGCUCUAUCAUUACCUGACUCGGACACCAGCGACAACGAGGCGCUGGAUGUCCUCCGAGACCAGGCCGACCAGGUGCUUCGACGAAUGCAAGAGGCCUACAAACAGCGCACGUUUGCCAUGCAUCAGGCGCUGGCCGAUAAGAACGAGAAGCAAGAGGAGUUGGAAGAGACUCGUGCCAGAGUCGAUCAUUUAAAGAUCCAGCUCGAUGGCAUGGCGGCCAAGGUGCUUGACCAGGAGAAAGCCAUGCAGGCCAUGGCCGACGAGCUGGAGCAAGAAAGGAACCUCCGGAAGGAGGAAUCUCACAGCCGCAGUCUCACUAUGCGCGCAGUACACGAAGAUGACGAUGUUCCGUCCAUGGCACUCCAGACUCCCCGUCGCGGUGGCAAGCGUGCCAGCCAUAGCACCUUCACUAGCGACUCCGGGUUUGAGUCGGGUGAUGAGAGUGUUGCCGAUAGCAUCUUCUCGCAGCGCGAAGGUGUUGAGUCUCCCAACUCCACCCUUGCAGCACCUUCUCCGAAUAUGUCUCAAAUCGCCUUGUCUACGCCAACUGCCCCAACUCCCACUCCCACAAUCCAGAAGAAUCUGGUCGCGGCUACUGGUGCACCGCCACCUGCUCGUUCCUCGGCGUAUGAUCGCGUUUUGAAGGGGCUUGCUUCAACGCGGUUAGGUAGCUCUUUCGGCGGUAACUCUUCGAAUUGCACCAACUGCCAUGGUGUACCAGCCUCAGAGGCUUGGAGCGUGAUGGGUGUUCUGAAAGAUGAGAACCGGGGUCUGAAGACUCGCCUGGGUGAGCUCGAAUUGGUUAUUGAUGACUGUUUGGGUCUCGUUGGCCCUUGA